GAUCGGAAGUGGUACCUUAGUUAAUCUCUGACUGACAGCUCCAUGCGUAUGUCUCCUGUGAUACUGAAACGGAACUACACAGUUGGUAUAUAUAUAACUCAUGUAUAUAUAAUGUAUUUGAUGUAUUUGUAAGGAUAUCGUUUUUGUAUCGAUCUUAAUUGAGGGCAGUAGAGGAAAGGCACCGGAAAGGAGUUUACACACGUCAGACGUUAGGCUUGUGACGGACUAACCCACCGGAAGAUCAGGUUGUCGAAGACGCCAGUUAACCACCAAUCAGAACGCUUCAAACCCCAAUCUAACCAAUCAGAGGCAAGAUAGGGGCGGGUGUUCGUCCACCUCGGGGGACACGAUGUGGAACUGCAGUCCGUGGGCUCUUCUGCCUCCUGUCUACUCUGUGUGCACAGCCGCUGGACUGUGGGCUGUAUACUUUGUCGCUGUCAACGAUGAGCAGAUCGUGCCCCUGAGCUCACAAGGCCGCAGAGUAAAUGGAUCCUGGUAUCCCCCAUACAUUAGUGUUGCAGGCAACUUUCCACCAGCCAGCUGCAUCUUCAGCGAGGUCAUGAACCUGGCAGCAUUUGUGGGGUUGAUCAUUGCCGUCCUAAGAUACCUUCAGCUGAAACACACCAUAGUCAAACCAUGGCUGAAUAUCGGUAGUCUUGUGGGUUUUGCUAUUGGCUGCUUUGGAAUGACACUCGUAGGAAACUUCCAGGUAUUCACUGAUAAGAUGAUUCACGAACUGGGCACACUUAUGACGUUUGGACUGGGAACGCUCUUCUGCUGGGUGCAGUCCUUCAUCACCCUGAAAGUGAACCUGAGGAACGAGGGGAGGAAGGUUGGAAUCGGUCGUUUCCUGUUGUCUGGAGCCGUCACUGUCUGCAUGAUCGUCCGUCCGGUCCUGAUGAUGAAGGACCUCCACAUGCACGCAGCCGGAUGCCAGUGGGCACUGGUCAUGUUCUUUCUCGCCUUCAUGGGCACUUUUGCCAUCGAGUUUCGUCACAACCGCUUCGAGAUGGUGUGCACCGAUAACUUACAGACCCACUCUGAAAUGUACAGGACCGAGCUGGACCAACUGUAGGGAUGUUACACCGACUCACAUCUGAGGAUCAUCGGGAUCAACUGCAUGAGGCCGUGUGUCUGAGAUGCCUUUACACCAUCUGAGGGGUUUCUUACUCCAGUGUUACCAAUAGUGACACUUGAGGGUCUGUAUUUAUAUGAGCUUAUAUGAGUAUUUUUCACCAAGGACAUUGCCAUGUGAACUGGAGGCGCUGGGCAUCAAACCACCGUCCCUCUGGUUAAUGGUCGACCUGCUCCAUUUUCAGAGUCAAAGACGCCAUCGCCCCAUGUUCACGCUUGAUUUUUCAUGUUUUGAAUCUUCAAACAUUCAAAAGUGAACUUGCUUUAUAUGUCACACCGUAAAUCUGUUCUGUACAAUCAUUUUUUUGUGUUACACUUAUUUUCAAACAUUAUAGAUUUCUAAUAAAAGAAAAAAAAAAGUACUUUUCAAAUGCUUUCGUUUUUGGGGACUGUGAAUGCUGACAAUCAAUGAAUGCUGAUGUGCACAGUAAAGAAUAAAAUCAAUACAAAUACAGAAA
Hippoglossus stenolepis (Pacific halibut) is the source of this 1592-nucleotide messenger RNA. RefSeq names its product transmembrane protein 150C (gene tmem150c). The coding region runs from base 350 to 1075 and encodes 241 amino acids. NCBI's taxonomy places the organism in Eukaryota, Metazoa, Chordata, Actinopteri, Pleuronectiformes, Pleuronectidae. The transcript has 9 exons. The record is from RefSeq and is a predicted model, not a curated record.